Pteropus alecto (black flying fox) is the source of this 6964-nucleotide messenger RNA. It is a transcript of the gene ACAN, whose product is annotated as aggrecan. Lineage: Eukaryota; Metazoa; Chordata; Mammalia; Chiroptera; Pteropodidae. The record is from RefSeq and is a predicted model, not a curated record. Gene Ontology annotation, biological process: cell adhesion. Gene Ontology annotation, molecular function: calcium ion binding; hyaluronic acid binding.
CUCUUCCAGGUGAACUAUGACCACUUUACUCUUGGUGUUUGUGACUCUGAGGGUCAUCACCGCAGCUGUCUCAGUAGAAGUUUCAGACCCUGACAACUCACUGAGUGUCAGCAUCCCCGAACCAUCCCCACUGCGGGUCCUCCUGGGGACCUCCGUCACCAUCCCCUGCUAUUUCAUCGACCCCAUGCACCCUGUGACCACCGCCCCCUCCACCGCCCCCCUCGCCCCGAGAAUCAAGUGGAGCCGCAUUUCCAAGGAGAAGGAGGUGGUGCUGCUGGUGGCCACUGAAGGACAGGUGCGGGUCAACAGUGCCUACCAGGACAAGGUCUCGCUGCCCAACUAUCCCGCCAUCCCCAGCGACGCCACCUUGGAAAUUCAGAGCCUGCGCUCCAAUGACUCUGGGGUCUACCGCUGCGAGGUGAUGCACGGCAUCGAGGACAGCGAGGCCACCCUGGAGGUCGUGGUGAAAGGCAUUGUGUUCCAUUACAGAGCCAUCUCCACGCGCUACACCCUGGACUUCGACAGGGCGCAGCGAGCCUGCCUGCAGAACAGCGCCAUCAUCGCCACACCCGAGCAGCUGCUGGCCGCCUAUGAGGACGGCUUCCACCAGUGUGACGCCGGCUGGCUGGCCGACCAGACCGUCAGAUAUCCCAUCCACAUUCCACGGGAAGGCUGCUAUGGGGACAAAGACGAGUUUCCCGGUGUGAGAACCUAUGGCAUCCGAGACACCAAUGAGACCUAUGAUGUGUACUGCUUCGCCGAGGAGAUGGAGGGUGAGGUCUUUUAUGCGACGUCUCCAGAGAAGUUCACCUUCCAGGAGGCCGCCAAUGAGUGCCGGCGGCUGGGCGCCCGGCUGGCCACCACGGGCCAGCUGUACCUGGCCUGGCAGAGCGGCAUGGACAUGUGCAGUGCUGGCUGGCUGGCCGACCGCAGCGUGCGCUACCCCAUCUCCAAGGCCCGGCCCAACUGUGGGGGCAACCUCCUAGGUGUGAGGACCGUCUAUCUGCACGCCAACCAGACAGGAUACCCGGACCCCUCAUCCCGCUACGACGCCAUCUGCUACACAGGUGAAGACUUUGUGGACAUCCCAGAAAACUUCUUUGGGGUGGGCGGUGAAGAGGACAUCACUGUCCAGACAGUGACCUGGCCUGAUGUGGAGCUGCCCCUGUCCCGGAACGUCACCGAGGGCGAAGCCCAAGGCAACGUGAUCUUGACCAUGAAGCCCAUCUUUCCCGGCUCCCCGACUGCCCUGGAGCCUGAGGAACCUUUCACAUCGGCCCCCGACGUGGAGGCCACUGCCAUCCCUGAGGCCGAGAGUGGGACUGAAGAGGCCACCGGGCCCUGGGCCUUUCCUGAGGAGUCCACACCUGGCCUGGGCCCCGCCACGGCUUUUACCAGCGAGGACCACGUCGUGCAGGUGACUGCAGCCCCAGGUGCAGCUGAGGUCCCUGGGCGGCCACGAUUGCCCGGAGGAGUCGUGUUCCACUACCGCCCGGGCUCUGCCCGCUACUCACUGACCUACGAGGAGGCGCGGCAGGCCUGCCUGCGCACCGGAGCGGUCAUCGCCUCUCCCGAGCAGCUGCAGGCCGCCUACGAAGCGGGCUACGAGCAGUGUGACGCCGGCUGGUUGCAGGACCAGACCGUCAGAUACCCCAUUGUGAGCCCGCGGACCCCGUGUGUGGGCGACAAGGACAGCAGCCCUGGGGUCAGGACGUAUGGCGUGCGCCCACCAUCGGAAACCUAUGAUGUCUACUGCUACGUGGACAAGCUUGAGGGGGAGGUGUUCUUUGCCACACGCCAGGAACAGUUCACCUUCCAGGAAGCCCUGGAGUUCUGUGAAUCCCAAAAUGCCACACUGGCCUCCACGGGCCAGCUCUAUGCCGCCUGGAGCCUCGGCCUGGACAAGUGCUACGCUGGCUGGCUGGCCGACGGCAGCCUCCGCUACCCCAUAGUCACCCCUCGGCCCGCCUGUGGCGGGGACAAGCCCGGCGUGAGAACCGUCUACCUCUACCCCAACCAGACAGGCCUCCUCGACCCGCUGUCCCGGCACCACGCCUUCUGCUUCCGAGGUGUCUCAGCUGCACCCCCUCCAGGCGAAGAGGAGGGUAGCACACCUACAUCACCGUCCGACUUAGAAGACUGGAUAGUGACCCAAGUGGGACCUGGUGUGGCUGCUGUCCCCUUAGGGGAAGAGACGACUGCAAUCCGAGAUUUCACCAUUGAGCCAGAAAACCAGACGGCAUGGGAAUCAGCCUACACCCCAGCGGGCACUUACCCAUUGCCAGGGGUCCCCCCUACGUGGCCUCCCACUAAUGCAGCAACAGAGGAGAGCACAGAAGGCUCUUCUGCAACAGAAGGGCCCUUGGCCUCGGAGGAGCCGUCCCCCUCAAAGGAGCUGUUCCCCUCAGAGGAGCCGUUCACACCUUCACCCCCACUUCCCAGCAGGACAGAGCUACCAGGCUCUGGGGAGACAUCUGGGGCACCAGAAGUCAGUGGUGACUUCACAGGCAGUGGAGAAGCCUUGGGGCCCCUGGACUUGAGUGGGCAGCCCUCGGAAGACCUUGACUCCAGUGGUCUCACCUCUACAGUGGGCUCGGGCCUGCCUCUGGGAAGUGGACUGGCCUCAGGGGAUGAAUAUAAAAUUACGUGGUCCAACACUUCUGAAGUUGGUGGGCUGCCCUCUGGAAGUGAGGGCCUAGAGGGCUCUGUCUCUGGAGUAGAGGACCUCAGUGGACUGCCUUCUGGAGAAGGUCCAGGAGCCACUGCCUCUGGAGUAGAGGACGUCAGUGGACUUCCUUCUGGAGGAGAGGGGCCCUUGGCCUCGGAGGAGCCGUCCCCCUCAAAGGAGCUGUUCCCCUCAGAGGAGCCGUUCACACCUUCACCCCCACUUCCCAGCAGGACAGAGCUACCAGGCUCUGGGGAGACAUCUGGGGCACCAGAAGUCAGUGGUGACUUCACAGGCAGUGGAGAAGCCUUGGGGCCCCUGGACUUGAGUGGGCAGCCCUCGGAAGACCUUGACUCCAGUGGUCUCACCUCUACAGUGGGCUCGGGCCUGCCUCUGGGAAGUGGACUGGCCUCAGGGGAUGAAUAUAAAAUUACGUGGUCCAACACUUCUGAAGUUGGUGGGCUGCCCUCUGGAAGUGAGGGCCUAGAGGGCUCUGUCUCUGGAGUAGAGGACGUCAGUGGACUUCCUUCUGGAGAAGGUCCAGGAGCCACUGCCUCUGGAGUAGAGGACGUCAGUGGACUUCCUUCUGGAGAAGGUCCAGGAGCCACUGCCUCUGGAGUAGAAGAUGUCAGUGGACUUCCUUCUGGAGAAGGUCCAGGAGCCACUGCCUCUGGAGUAGAGGACGUCAGUGGACUUCCUUCUGGAGGAGAGGGUCAUUUAGAGACCUCUGCGGGUCACGUGGAGACCUCUACCUCUGGAGUAGAGGACGUCAGUGGACUUCCUUCUGGAGGAGAGGGUCACGUGGAGACCUCUACCUCUGGAGUAGAGGACGUCAGUGGACUUCCUUCUGGAGGAGAGGGUCACGUGGAGACCUCUACCUCUGGAGUAGAGGACGUCAGUGGACUUCCUUCUGGAGGAGAGGGUCACGUGGAGACCUCUACCUCUGGAGUAGAGGACGUCAGUGGACUUCCUUCUGGAGGAGAGGGUCACGUGGAGACCUCUACCUCUGGAGUAGAGGACGUCAGUGGACUUCCUUCUGGAGGAGAGGGUCACAUGGAGACCUCUACCUCUGGAGUAGAGGACAUUGGUGGACUUCCUUCUGGAGGAGAGAGUCAUUUAGAGACCUCUGCUUCUGGAGUAGAGGACAUUGGUGGACUUCCUUCUGGAGGAGAGGGUCAUUUAGAGACCUCUGCUUCUGGAGUAGAGGACGUCAGUGGACUUCCUUCUGGAGGAGAGGGUCAUUUAGAGACCUCUGCCUCUGGAGUAGAGGACGUCAGUGGACUUCCUUCUGGAAAAGAAGACUUGAUUGGGUCAGCUUCUGGAGCCUUGGACUUUGGCAGAAUACCUUCUGAAACUCUAGGAAGUGGGCAGGCUCCAGAAGCAAGUGGCCUUCCCUCUGGACUUAGUGGUGAGUAUUCUGGAAUGGACCUUGGAAGUGGCCCAUCUUCUGGCCUGCCCGACUUGAGUGGACUUCCAUCUGGGUUCCCAACCAUCUCCCUAGUGGAUACUACGUUGGUGGAAGUGGUCACAGCCACCCCUGCAGGUGAACUGGAAGGGAGGGGAACCAUUGGCAUCAGUGGUGCUGGAGAAGUAUCUGGGCUGCCGUUCAGUGAGUUGGACGUUAGUGGGGGAGCCAGUGGACUCCCUUCAGGAGCUGAACUCAGUGGCCAGGCAUCUGGGUCUCCUGACAUCAGUGGGGAAACAUCUGGACUCUUUGGUGUCAGCGGACAACCAUCAGGGUUUCCUGACAUCAGUGGGGGAACAUCGGGGCUUUUUGAGGUCAGUGGGAAGCCAUCAGGGUUUCCUGGGGAGACAUCUGGAGUGACCGAGCUCAGUGGACUGCCCUCCGGACAACCAGAAGUCAGUGGAGAAGCUUCUGGAGUUCUCUUUGGUAGUGGUCAACCAUUUGGCAUAACCGACCUGAGUGGAGGAACAUCUGGGGUCCCCGAUCUCAGUGGGCAGCCAUCAGGGUUGCCAGAGUUCAGUGGGACAACCUCUGGAAUCCCUGACCUGGUGUCCAGUGCCAUGAGUGGUAGUGGCGAACCUUCUGGCAUCACAUUUGUGGACACCAGUUUGGUCGAAGUGACUCCAACUACAUUUAAAGAAGAAGAAGGUUUAGGGUCUGUGGAACUCAGCGGCCUCCCUUCCGGGGAAACGGACCCCUCGAGCACAUCCGGGAUAGUAGAUGUCAGUGGACAGUCUUCUGGAGCAAUCGACUCCAGUGGGUUUACAUCCCAGCCCCCAGAAUUCAGCGGUCUACCAAGCGGAGUAGCCGAAGUCAGCGGAGAAGCCUCUGGAGCUGAGAUUGGGAGCAGCCUGCCCUCAGGAGCAUAUGAUGGCAGUGGACUUUCUUCGGGUUUCCCCACCAUCUCUCUCGUAGACAGGACUUUGGUGGAAUCUGUAACCCAGCCUCCAACAGCCCAAGAAGCAGGAGAAGGGCCUUCCGGCGUUCUGGAACUCAGCGGUGCCCAUUCUGGAGCGCCAGAUGUGUCUGGAGACCCUUCAGGAUUUCUGGACCUAAGCGGGCUGCAAUCCGGGCUGGUAGAGCCCAGUGGAGCACCAUCAAGUACUCCGUAUUUUAGCGGGGACUUUUCUGGUACCAGCGAUGUGAGCGGGGAAUCCUCUGCAGCCACGAGCACCAGUGGGGAGGCCUCAGGACUUCCAGAAGUUACUUUAAUCACUUCUGAGUUCAUAGAGGGUGUUACGGAACCAACUGUUUCCCAGGAACUCGGCCAGAGACCCCCUUUGACACAUACCCCCCAACUUUUUGAGUCCAGCAGUGAAGCCUCUGCAUCUGGGGACAUCAGUGGAGCUACAUCAAGGUUCCCCGGUUCUGGGAUAGAAGCGUCAUCAAUCCCAGAAUCCAGCAGCGAGACCUCUGCCUAUCCUGAGGCUGGGGUGGGGGUGUCUGCUGCUCCGGAGGCCAGUGGAGGAGCUUCCUGGUCCCCCGAUCUGAGUGAAACCACCUCUGCCUUCCAUGAAGCUGAUCUGGAGAGAGCCUCAGGCUUGGGAGUGAGCGAUACCACCUCAGCCUUUCAAGAAGGACCCAGGGAGGGCUCGACCCCACCGGAAAUGAGUGGAGCAUCGACCACCACCUAUGAUGUGGGUGCAGAGACAUCGGGCUGGCCUUCGGCCACUCCUGUGGCUUCUGGAGAAAGGACUGAAAUCAGCGGAGACCUGUCUGGUCACGCCUCAGGGCUGGAUGUUGUCAUCAGCACCAGCGUCCCAGAGUUUGAAUGGACCCAGCAGACCGAGCGCCCUGCAGAGGCGCAUUUAGAAAUAGAAUCCUCAAGCCCCUUGCACUCAGGAGAAGAGACCCGAACAGCCGAAACAGCCACCACCCCAACAGACGCUUCCAUCCCAGCUUUCCUAGAAGAGACAAAGGACUCGGAGGCAACCACUGCAGACCUUGAUGAGUGCCUCUCAAGCCCUUGUCUGAAUGGAGCCACCUGCGUGGAUGCCAUCGACUCUUUCACAUGCUUAUGCCUUCCCAGCUACCGAGGGGACCUGUGUGAGAUCGACCAGGAGCUGUGUGAGGAGGGCUGGACCAAGUUCCAGGGCCACUGUUACCGCCACUUCCCCGACCGUGAGAACUGGGUGGAUGCCGAGAGCCGGUGUCGGGAGCAGCAGUCACACCUGAGCAGCAUCGUCACCCCCGAGGAGCAGGAGUUCGUCAACAACAAUGCUCAAGACUACCAGUGGAUUGGCCUCAAUGACAGGACCAUCGAAGGGGACUUCCGCUGGUCAGAUGGACACUCCUUGCAAUUCGAGAACUGGCGGCCCAACCAGCCUGACAACUUCUUUGCCACCGGAGAAGACUGCGUGGUGAUGAUCUGGCACGAGAAGGGCGAGUGGAAUGACGUUCCUUGCAAUUACCAGCUGCCUUUCACAUGUAAAAAGGGCACAGUGGCCUGCGGAGACCCCCCCGUGGUGGAGCACGCCAGGACCUUCGGGCAGAAGAAGAACCGGUACGAGAUCAAUUCCCUGGUGCGGUACCAGUGCACUGAGGGCUUCGUCCAGCGCCAUGUGCCCACCAUCCGGUGCCAGCCCAGUGGGCACUGGGAGGAGCCUCGGAUCACCUGCACAGACCCCACCACCUACAAGCGCAGGCUACAGAAGCGGAGCUCACGGCCCCCGCGGAGAAGCCGCCCCAGCACGGCCCACUGAGGGGGGCUUCAGAACACGCCCAGGAUGCUGAGCCCAGGAGCCUCGCCAGGCUGACUUCUCACAUGGAUGAUGUCCUCUCCUUGUCACUUUCUGUCAUAUAAGGAAUUCCAUUAAAGAAGGAAAAAAAUGAAA